Molecule: messenger RNA, 624 nt
Organism: Arvicanthis niloticus (Nile rat)
Lineage: Eukaryota; Metazoa; Chordata; Mammalia; Rodentia; Muridae
Product: C-type lectin domain family 2 member D11-like
Cellular component (GO): external side of plasma membrane
Molecular function (GO): natural killer cell lectin-like receptor binding
Source: RefSeq, a predicted model, not a curated record
AUGAGUGCCACAAAGGCUUCCCUCCCUAUGCUCAAUACCACAAACAGGCCAAAGGAGGGAGAAAUGGGGAAAAAACUCGAAGUAAAAUGUUACAGAAUUGUCUCCUCUGAGUCUCCUGCUAAGCUUUACUGCUGCUAUGGAGUGAUCACAGUCCUCACUGUAGCUGUAGCUGCUCUUUCUGCUGCUUUGUCAGUAAGACCUACAGAACAGAUCUCAAUCAAAAAGACCUAUACUCCUUGCCCAAGCAACUGGAUUGGAGUUGGAAAUAAAUGUUUUUAUUUUUCUGAAUACUCAAGUAACUGGACAUUUAGCCAGGACUCCUGCAUGGAACAAGACGCCCAGCUAGCUCGAAUUGACAGCCAGGAGGAGCUGAAUUUCCUAAGGAGAUACAAGGGGAUUUUUGACCACUGGAUCGGCCUGCACAGAGAGUCGUCAGAGCACCCUUGGAAGUGGACAGACAACACUGAGUAUAACAACUCGGUUCCCAUCCAGGGAGUGGAAAACUACGCAUACCUGAACAGUCACGGUUUCAACAGUGCCAGGGUCUAUGUAAAUCGCAGGUGGAUUUGUAGCAAGCUCAACAGCUAUAGCCUCCACUGCCAAACUCCUGUUUCUCCUUCCUAA